AGAGCGAGAGAGAGAGAGAGAGAGAGAGAGAGAGAGAGAGAGAGAGAGAUGAAUAGUGAAGAAGCAAAGGUGGUGUGUGUAACGGGAGCUUCUGGGUACAUUGCUUCAUGGGUUGUGAAGCUCUUAUUACAGCGUGGAUACAUUGUCAAAGCCUCUGUUCGUGACCCAAAUAAUCCAGAGAAAACAGAACAUUUGCUUUCGCUGGAGGGAGCUAAGGAAAGACUUCAUUUGUUUAAAGCAAAUUUAUUGGAAGAAGGAGCUUUUGAUGCAUUGGUUGAUGGUUGCGAAGGUGUUUUCCAUACAGCAUCUCCUGUACUUCUUUCGGCAAGCGAUCCACAGGCCGAAAUAAUUGGUCCAGCAGUGACGGGAACGCUUAAUGUUCUCAGAUCAUGCUCGAAAGUUCCUUCUGUAAAGAGAGUGGUACUAACAUCUUCCAUAUGUUCUGUUUUGAUCAACGGAAAACCACUAACUCCUGAUGUUGUAGUCAAUGAGACAUGGUUUGCAGAUCCUGUUUUUUGUGAAGAGUCAAAGCUUUGGUAUUAUCUUUCUAAAACUCUAGCUGAAGAGGCUGCUUGGAAAUUUGCUAAAGAAAAUGGUAUUGACUUGGUGACCCUACAUCCUGGUAUUGUGAUUGGUCCUCUCUUACAACCGACAGUUAAUUUCUCUACAGGAAUGACCGUUCUGAAUAGUGUAACUGGAGCUCAAUCCAUCAGUACUGAUGAAGUUUUGGUAUUUGUUGAUGUUAGAGAUGUUGCAUAUGCACAUAUCCAAGCAUUUGAAGUUCCUUCUGCCACAGGAAGAUAUUGUUUAGUUGAUCAGGUUGUUGAAUAUUUUGAGGUUUUGAAGAUUCUAAAAGAACUCCACUCUGAUUUGAGUCUUCCUGAAAAAUGUGAAGAUAAGAAGCCCUGUCCGAAGUACCAAAUAUCUAAGGAGAAAGCUAAAAGUUUGGGUAUCAAUUUCAUUCCUUUGGAAGUGAGUCUGAGGGACACUAUUGUCAGCUUAAAGGAGAAAGGUUUCAUUAAGGCUUAGAUGUUCAAUGAUUGAAGAUAAUUGCAAUAAACAUAUAUAUAUAUA
Molecule: messenger RNA, 1074 nt
Organism: Ziziphus jujuba (common jujube)
Lineage: Eukaryota; Viridiplantae; Streptophyta; Magnoliopsida; Rosales; Rhamnaceae
Product: phenylacetaldehyde reductase-like
Exons: 6
Coding region: 49-1029 (326 amino acids)
Molecular function (GO): oxidoreductase activity, acting on the CH-OH group of donors, NAD or NADP as acceptor
Source: RefSeq, a predicted model, not a curated record